Molecule: messenger RNA, 4986 nt
Organism: Phaethon lepturus (White-tailed tropicbird)
Lineage: Eukaryota; Metazoa; Chordata; Aves; Phaethontiformes; Phaethontidae
Gene: DIP2B
Product: DIP2 disco-interacting protein 2 homolog B (Drosophila)
Exons: 37
Coding region: 106-4626 (1506 amino acids)
Source: RefSeq, a predicted model, not a curated record
AUCACACAAAAGGGGUAUGAGAAGAAGAGAGCAAAGCUGCUGGCUCCAUAUGUUCCACAAACCCAAGGGGUUGAUCCAGCAUUACAAAAGGAAUCCAGAACUCAGAUGCCUGUUCCAUCUGCAACUCCAGCCUCAGCAUCAUCCGCAUCCUCAUCCAAAUUUCACCGAGCUCGCUCAGGGGGAGCCAGAGAUGAACGCUAUCGAUCUGAUAUCCACACAGAAGCAGUUCAAGCAGCACUGGCAAAACACAAAGAACAGAAGAUGGCCCUGCCCAUGCCAACGAAAAGACGGUCUACGUUUGUUCAAUCUCCAGCUGAUGCCUGCACUCCCCCAGACACGUCUUCCGCAUCCGAGGAUGAGGGGUCGCUAAGGCGCCAAGCUGCUCUUUCUGCUGCAUUGCAUCAGAGCUUACAGAAUGCUGAGUCUUGGAUCAACCGAUCUAUUCAGGGGUCAUCCACAUCUUCAUCAGCAUCUUCUACACUUUCCCAUGGAGAAGGCAAAGGGACCAGUGGGUCACUAGCUGAUGUAUUUGCCAAUACUCGAAUAGAAAAUUUCUCAGUUCCUCCAGAUGUCACAGCAACUACCUCCUCUUCCUCAGCACGCCCAGCAGCGAUUGACCUUCCUCCUUCAGGGAUCGUGAAAGGCAUGCACAAGGGAUCUAAUCGAUCUAGCCUCAUGGAUACUGCUGAUGGUGUUCCUGUGAGUAGCAGAGUCUCCACGAAAAUUCAGCAGUUGCUUAACACCUUGAAAAGACCCAAAAGGCCACCAUUGAAAGAAUUUUUUGUGGAUGAUUUCGAAGAAAUUGUGGAAGUUCCACAGCCUGACCCAAAUCAGCCCAAGCCAGAGGGACGCCAGAUGACACCUGUGAAGGGAGAACCCCUGGGAGUUGUUUGCAACUGGCCUCCUGCCUUAGAAGCAGCACUGCAGCGUUGGGGAACCACACAAGCUAAAUGCCCCUGUCUGACAGCACUGGAUGUUACAGGAAAACCAGUUUAUACCCUCACGUAUGGCAAAUUGUGGAGCAGAAGUCUCAAGCUGGCCUACACACUGCUUAAUAAACUGGGGACCAAAAAUGAACCCGUGUUAAAACCUGGAGAUAGGGUAGCCCUUGUUUAUCCCAACAAUGACCCAGUCAUGUUUAUGGUGGCAUUUUACGGCUGUCUCCUAGCUGAAGUCAUACCAGUGCCUAUAGAGGUACCUCUUACCAGAAAGGAUGCUGGUGGUCAGCAGAUCGGUUUUCUGCUGGGAAGCUGCGGUAUUGCUUUGGCCCUCACCACUGAAGUUUGUCUGAAAGGACUUCCGAAAACUCAAAAUGGAGAAAUUGUGCAGUUUAAAGGUUGGCCCAGACUCAAAUGGGUUGUGACAGAUUCUAAAUAUCUCUCCAAAUCUCCUAAGGACUGGCAGCCCAACAUCUCAGCUGCAGGAACUGAGCCAGCAUAUAUUGAGUAUAAGACAAGCAAAGAGGGCAGUGUUAUGGGUGUUACAGUGUCUCGGAUUGCCAUGCUGUCUCACUGUCAAGCCUUGUCUCAGGCCUGCAACUAUUCUGAAGGUGAAACAAUAGUGAAUGUUUUGGAUUUUAAGAAGGAUGCAGGGUUGUGGCAUGGCAUUCUAACGAAUGUAAUGAACAAACUGCAUACUAUCAGUGUGCCCUAUUCUGUGAUGAAAACCUGUCCACUCUCAUGGGUGCAGAGAGUUCAUGCCCACAAAGCAAAAGUUGCUUUAGUCAAGUGUCGAGACUUGCACUGGGCCAUGAUGGCCCAUCGAGACCAAAGAGACGUCAGUUUGAGUUCUCUACGCAUGCUGAUUGUAACUGAUGGUGCAAAUCCUUGGUCUGUUUCCUCAUGCGAUGCCUUUCUGAGCUUGUUUCAGAGCCAUGGGCUUAAACCAGAGGCAAUUUGUCCAUGUGCCACAUCUCCAGAAGCGAUGACUAUUGCAAUACGGAGGCCUGGGGUCCCCGGGGCACCUUUGCCUGGAAGAGCCAUCCUGUCCAUGAAUGGGCUGAGUUUUGGUGUGAUUCGUGUCAACACUGAAGAUAAAAACUCUGCUCUCACUGUCCAGGAUGUUGGCCAUGUGAUGCCAGGAGGAAUGAUGUGUAUAGUGAAACCUGAUGGACCACCUCAGCUCUGUAAAACAGAUGAGAUUGGUGAAAUCUGUGUUAGCUCCAGAGCAGGAGGAAUGAUGUAUUACGGGCUGGCAGGGGUGACAAAGAAUACAUUUGAGGUUAUCCCUGUGAACUCGGCUGGCUCUCCAGUGGGUGAUGUGCCAUUUGUCCGUUCCGGCUUGCUGGGGUUUGUUGGACCUGGCAGUUUGGUGUUUGUGGUUGGAAAAAUGGAUGGAUUGCUGACAGUUAGCGGACGUAGACAUAAUGCCGAUGACAUUGUAGCAACUGGAUUGGCAGUAGAGUCAAUAAAAACAGUUUACAGAGGAAGGAUUGCUGUGUUCUCAGUAUCUGUCUUCUAUGACGAGAGGAUUGUGGUGGUUGCAGAGCAGAGGCCAGAUGCAUCUGAAGAGGACAGUUUUCAGUGGAUGAGUCGAGUGCUGCAGGCAAUUGACAGCAUUCACCAAGUGGGUGUAUAUUGCCUUGCUCUUGUGCCAGCCAAUACGUUGCCAAAAACUCCGUUGGGAGGGAUCCAUAUCUCUCAAACUAAACAGCACUUUCUGGAAGGCUCUCUGCAUCCGUGCAACAUCCUCAUGUGCCCACAUACGUGUGUGACGAACUUGCCAAAACCCAGGCAGAAACAACCAGGCGUUGGCCCUGCCUCUGUGAUGGUGGGGAACCUGGUUGCUGGGAAGCGUAUUGCUCAAGCCUCUGGAAGGGAUCUUGGUCAAAUAGAAGACAAUGAUUUAGUUAAAAAGCACCAGUUCCUGACGGAGGUAUUACAGUGGAGAGCUCAAGCAACUCCUGACCACCCACUCUUCCUUUUAUUAAAUGCCAAGGGAACCACUGUGUGCACAGCCACCUGCCUUCAGUUGCACAAAAAAGCAGAGAGAAUUGCAUCAGUUCUGUGUGACAAAGGACAUCUCAAUGCGGGAGAUAAUGUGGUGCUUCUUUAUCCUCCUGGCAUUGAGCUAAUCACCGCGUUCUAUGGCUGUUUGUAUGCUGGCUGCAUCCCCGUGACCGUGAGACCACCUCAUGCUCAGAGCCUCACUGCUACUCUGCCCACUGUGCGAAUGAUCGUGGAAGUCAGCAAAGCUGCCUGUAUUCUCACAACCCAGACCUUAAUGAGACUACUGAAAUCCAGAGAGGCAGCUGCUGCUGUAGAUGUGAAAACCUGGCCAACUAUCAUUGACACAGAUGACUUGCCCAGGAAGCGGCUCUCUCAGAUCUAUAAGCCACCUACGCCGGAAAUGUUAGCAUAUCUAGAUUUUAGUGUUUCCACAACAGGCAUGCUUACAGGAGUAAAGAUGUCCCACGCAGCAGUGAGUGGCCUUUGCAGGGCAAUCAAGCUUCAAUGUGAGCUCUACUCGUCUCGGCAGAUUGCAAUUUGUCUUGACCCCUAUUGUGGACUAGGUUUCGUGCUCUGGUGCCUUUGCAGCGUGUAUUCUGGACAUCAGUCAAUUUUAAUUCCUCCUAUGGAGCUGGAAUCCAAUCUUUUCCUCUGGUUAUCUACUGUCAGCCAGUAUAAAAUAAGGGACACUUUCUGUUCCUAUUCAGUCAUGGAACUGUGCACAAAGGGACUUGGAAACCAAGUUGAAAUGUUAAAGGCACGAGGAAUUAAUCUGUCCUGUGUCCGGACUUGUGUGGUAGUCGCAGAGGAACGGCCGCGAGUUUCUCUCACUCAUUCCUUCUCCAAACUCUUCAAAGACAUUGGCCUGUCGUCUCGUGCUGUAAGCACCACCUUCGGGUCAAGAGUCAACGUUGCCAUCUGUUUACAGGGAACGUCUGGACCUGAUCCCACCACAGUGUAUGUAGAUCUGAAAUCCUUGAGACAUGACAGAGUACGUCUAGUGGAAAGGGGAGCUCCACAAAGCCUGCUACUUUCAGAAUCUGGGAAGAUUUUACCUGGGGUCAAAGUAGUCAUUGUUAAUCCAGAGACAAAAGGACCUCUUGGAGAUUCUCAUCUUGGGGAGAUUUGGGUAAAUAGUCCACACACGGCCAGUGGCUACUAUACUAUCUAUGACAAUGAAACCCUUCAAGCUGAUCAUUUCAACACUCGUCUGAGCUUUGGCGACGCUGCUCAGACACUUUGGGCUCGGACCGGAUACCUUGGUUUUGUUCGUCGGACGGAGCUCACAGCUGCCAGUGGAGAGCGCCAUGAUGCACUGUAUGUUGUUGGAGCACUGGAUGAAACUUUGGAACUGAGGGGACUGCGUUACCAUCCAAUUGAUAUCGAGACUUCUGUAUCUCGAACGCACAGAAGCAUUGCUGAAUGUGCUGUAUUCACAUGGACCAACUUGCUUGUGGUUGUUGUGGAGCUGUGUGGCUGUGAACAGGAAGCCCUGGAUUUAGUUCCUCUAGUUACAAAUGUGGUCCUGGAAGAGCAUUACCUAAUUGUGGGAGUGGUGGUGGUAGUGGAUCCUGGAGUUAUUCCUAUCAAUUCCAGAGGAGAGAAACAACGAAUGCACCUCCGCGACAGUUUUCUAGCUGAUCAGUUAGACCCCAUAUAUGUAGCCUAUAACAUGUAACGUGUAUGGGGGAAGUGAUGUUUGGAAACUUUGCGGGACCACUAAAUGGCAAAGGGUGGCUAUAGAAAUGAAGCUGGUGAAUAUUACUAAUACUUGAUAUAAAGUUUGAGAUUGCUGCCAUAUUUCCUUCAUCUCAUCCUGUGGUAUUAAGAUCGCGUUAACUACCAACGGACAAAAGGAAAUGCGGUAGACAAUGGAGAACGUUUGUAACAGUUUACUGAAAUAUUAGCUUUAUAGAAAAUGCAAAGUUGAAAAGUGUUUGAGCUACAAAAUUCCUAAGGCCUUUACAGUAGUGUUACUUUUUUCAUCUGUUGUACAUAUUUGUAUUUUUAUCUAAUACUGUUUUAGGAUUCUAUAAGG